Glossina fuscipes is the source of this 833-nucleotide messenger RNA. RefSeq names its product biogenesis of lysosome-related organelles complex 1 subunit 6 (gene Pldn). The coding region runs from base 342 to 818 and encodes 158 amino acids. The record is from RefSeq and is a predicted model, not a curated record. Gene Ontology annotation, cellular component: extrinsic component of membrane; BLOC-1 complex; transport vesicle. The transcript is spliced from 4 exons. Gene Ontology annotation, biological process: intracellular transport. NCBI's taxonomy places the organism in Eukaryota, Metazoa, Arthropoda, Insecta, Diptera, Glossinidae.
CAUAGAAUAUUGAAAAUCGUAUGAAAACAAAACAAUUCAUGCAAGAAAAGGAUUAUUUUUUUUUUCUUUUAUACUCGUGUAAAAGGAGAAUUUGGUGUACAUAUAUUUUUCUGCACACAUUUACAAACAUCGUCAACGGCGACAGCAAACAGCUGUUGCUUGAUUUGUUUAUUUACAAAACAUUUCUAUUUACAAAUUUUAAUUAUUGACGAUCUUUCCUUGCUGCACACCCACUACUUAUAUUCAAAUAUAAAAAGAAAAAAACCAAAAUUCUUUGUUCCACAAUAUCAGUAAAGUCGACCAGUUUUAUAAAUUAUUUAUUUCGAAAUUAACUCAGUAUUAUGGAACAAGAUGAUAAUAUUCUAGCAAAAAAAUCUGUGCAAAGCUUAUCAAACGAGCCCGAGAGCAGUAAUGCGAACAAUGCGAACAAUGCAAAAGGCGAAUUUGCAACAGCAAGUAGUUCGUCAGCAUCCUUGCUACUUUCUCAAGGCAUGUUGCAGAUGUAUGAACCGCCUUUAGCGAAGGCCAAGGGGCAACUUAAAGAACUCAUUGGUAAACAAAACAAGAUAUAUAUUGAUUUAUCAGCUGAAAAAUUCAAACUAGAUAAUGCCGAAGUAAUCAAAUUGCAAGAGAUGAUGGACAAUGUAAAAAUCUAUCGUGAGAAAUUAUUAAAAAUCAAAAAACAAAUGCAGAACAUAUACCAACGUACCAAAGUGUUAAAGAAAAGAGCCAUAAACAUUCAAACGGGCAAACAAAAAGAAUUGCAACGUAAAUUACAAAGGCAGCAACACGAAGAAUCAUUAAUUGCUAAAAAAUAACAUAAAACGAAAAAG